AGCUAUGUGAGGGAUCAGAUUACCUGAGAAAGCAGAAGAUAGAAGUCCUGCUUGAAAAGUUUAAAAGCUUCAAAAUGCUUCCCGGAGAAUCAUUUGAUAUGUUGGAUGAAAGAUUCCACAAGAUAUUGAAUGAUCUUGCAUCACUUAACCACGCUCUUUCUCCCAAAGAAAAGAAUGUAAGGUUGCUGAGAUCACUUCCAACUGAGUGGUACACCAAAGCCACAGCCAUGAAAGAAGGAAGAAACCUGGAGAACUACACUGUCCAAGCCGCCAAGCUCAAAAUGGAGAACUACGAUGAGGAAUUUGCCAUGAUGGUCAAGCAAUUCUGGAAGUUCAAGAAGUUCUUCAAGAAGGCUGAUUCAAUCAGAAGGCCAACCAAGGGAAAGCCACAAGUAAGUGACUCCCCUCCUGAAUCUUAUUUAUGUUAUAACUGCAGAAAGCCUGGCCACUGGAAGUCAGCAUGCCCGUACCCAAAGGUGGAGAAGUACGGAGAAAGAGAAAGGAACGAGAAGAAAAAGAAGGCAAUGGUUGCUGCUGAAAGCGAUGAAUCAUCCCGCUCAAGCUCGGAUGAAGAAGCCCUCGUUUGCAUGAAGCGCAGAGCUGAGAAGUCCAACCAUGAGGACAGGUGGACUAUGUUAGAAGAUGGCACUCUCUGCCUAAUGGCCAAAGAUGAUGCUGAUCAAGAGGAAACCUCACAAACCUCCUGCUCAUCUUCUGAUGAAAGCAUACUAACUUCUGAAAAUCUUUUUGACCAGUUCAAGAAGAUGAUGGAAGAUUUUGAGGAAAUAAAUCUCAAACACUCAUCCUUAACAGAAGAGAACAAGUUGUUAAGUGAAGAGAAUCUCAAAUUGACUGAAGGUCGGAAAAGUCAACUAAAUGAGAUCACUCAACUUAAAACUGAAAAUGAAUCUCUCUCUGAAAAGGUGAAAUCCCUUAAUAAAGAGCUAGGGAUACUUAAGUCCAAAGAAGCAGUGGAUAAGCUUCUUGAAUCGACCAAACAUAAGGGUCGUGAAGGACUUGGGUUUGACCCCUCCAGUUCCAAAAGGAAAGGAAGAACAACUUUCAUCCCUCCUAAACCUACUGCCAAACCAAAUAAGCAGAAAGGAAAGGAAAAGGAGAAACCAACAGAAGUUCCCAAAAAGGUUGUCGGCGCAAAUGUUCACUUCCAGAAGUUAGAAGCCAAGUGCUCUUCACAGACAUUCUUUGAAAGCUAUCUGGAGAUGAUAGCCGCUCAAGAACUCUCCGAAUUUCUUCAAAUGGAGAUUCGCCUCAAAUUUGAGGAAGAAGUUCUUGAAUUCUACAGAAAUGGAGAAGUCAGGACUGAUCAUUCAAAGAAGGACCCACAGAGGACGUUUCCAGUCAUCAAGUCCACUGUUGGAGGUACAAAAGUGAAGCUUUCGCAGAAGAAAUUAGGAGAAAAGCUUCGCCUUCCCAAUUCAGGAGUUGAAAUUGGGAAAUUUCCAGUCAAAAAUCUGGACUGGAACAUCAUUGGAAUCUCUGGGCAAAUUCCUUCUGGCCCGGCGAAGAAAGCAGAUCUAAACAAUGAUUACAAGUUGGUUUUUGAACUGGUCAUCGCUUGCCUCGAGUGUGGAAGUGGAGUUAAAGGGAAAAAGUAUGAAGCCAGAUACUGGCUAUACUACUUAUCCUCCAAAGGAGAAAACAGAGCUAGUACUAGUGCCACUGCAGAAGAAAGCUCAUCAGACAAUGUUCCACUCAUCAAUUUGGCAAAGACUGCCAAGAGAAAGCAUGUGGUGUCUCCCUCUCCAAGUGUUGAAGCACCACAGAACCUUGCUUUGAUCUGUUUGGAAGAGGAAGAAGAAGUCUCUGACCAUGGAGAACUUCAAAGGAAGAAGAAGAGGAAGAUCAACUCUCCAUCAACAUCUGGAAAUGUCCCGGAUGAGUUGAAGGAGAAGGAACCUGCUGAGGAAACCUCUGCCCAAAACCGGAGCCCUCAACAACUUGAAGAAGAAACUCCUCAAGUCCAAAGCCUUCCAACCUCAUCACCUCAACCUCAAAUAGAUGAUGCAAAUAAUACCAAUUCUGGCAGCUCUACUAUGAUUGGAAAGCCUGGAAAGUUGGAAAUUCAGCAGAGCAAGUCACAAGGUGUUUUGGAAGCAGCAGCUGAAGAUUUCCAAACACUUCCGGAAACCUCACAUGCUUCUGAAAUGGUUCUAACUGAAGAGAAGGCAACCUCUCCCCUACUAGAACAGAACCACAAAACAGCAGAAGAAGAAGAAUUUCAGCAACUGGGUCAAUCUCAAAUUCUUGAGAUUCUCACAACUGCAUGUGAGAUCUCCCAUCCUAGAGAAAUUGAGGUCCCGGAGAAGUCAACAGAAAUUCCGGAACAGUCAGCUCUCCUAGAAACAAUGGAGCAAGCUGUUGAAGCGCAAAGGAAUUCUGGAGAAGCUGAAAAGGAAACUCAAAUGGCAGAACUAGAGGUCUCUCAAACUCCAGUAGCCAUUUUUGAAGAACAGAAUGCAGCUGAAGAAAGAGACUCCCUCUCUAGGGAUAUAUCAAAUUUUGCGCUUGAUGCAGCAGAAGGAGAGUCUGAAAGAACACUGAAGGUUACUGAUGAAGAAGAUGUACAAGAAGAUGCUGAAUCUCUUCCUAUGCAACUCUUCCAAAGAACACCAUCCUCUCAUCAGGUAACCAAUUUUCAUUUUCAUAGCUCUUCCACCCCUACACUUCCGGAUAUUGUACCGGAAAUCUGGACAAAGAAGGUCCAAGGGCUGAUUGAAUCAGCCCUAGAAUCUCAACAUGCCUCCUUUAGGCAAGAAAUAGAGCAAAUGGAAGUCAGGUACACCCAGCUUAUAGAUAAAUCUGAAGAGAAACACAGCGCAGAUCUCAAAGAAAUAAGCAAAUCAGUGCACAAGACUCUGGAGAUUAUCUCUCUAUUGAGUGAAACUAUGUCCCUUCUCCAAAUGGACAUCAGAUCAGCCCUAGCAGUAGCUUCUGCAAAUCAGGUAGUGACCAAGGACUACUUGAAGGUGAUCAUUGACAAUCAAAAGGAAGCAUACAAGCUGUUCAGACUUAUUGGCACAAAUGCAGGAAACCGCAAGAUGGAAGUGAUUCUCCAACAACAUAGUCCAUCUCCAAUACCACAGCUCCCUAUUGCAGUCAAAGAAGGAGAAGUAUCUUAUAUUCCUUCUCAUCUGAACAUGACAAAUCUAAUCCUUGAAGCACUGCAAAGAAAUCCGGAAAACUCAGCACAGCAUCUAUCCAGCUCAGGACUGGAUGGAACAGAAUUUAUAGGUACAGUUGUUGAUCACUUCUCAAAUGAUGCUCAAUCAGAAGAAAGACGCAACAACCUAAGGCGCAUCAAAGAACUAUGUGGAAACAUGAAGGGCAUCAGUGAGGUUGCCGGAUCUUCAAAGCGCAAGAGAAACUGAAGGUUCUUUUCAUCAAACCAGGGGGAAAAGUGGUUAUCUUAAGUGUGAGUUUUAGGUUCUAGAUAUUUGAUUAAGUGUGUCAUAUCUUAAUUAAAUUCUAGAUUCAAACCCCAAGUUAGGAUAAGAGUGUGUAAUAUCUCUUAAACACCAACUUGGUUUAUCCAU
Cuscuta campestris is the source of this 3554-nucleotide messenger RNA. The record is from the annotation of a GenBank genome assembly. Lineage: Eukaryota; Viridiplantae; Streptophyta; Magnoliopsida; Solanales; Convolvulaceae.